UUUAUACGGUUCGCCAACGUUAGUUUCCUUUAAUAAUAUAAUUUUCCUCUUCCAAAGACAAUAACUAACAGAUCCAACUAACCACCGUACCAUUGAAUUGCCAUUCCGGCCGGCCGGCCGAUAAAACUAAAUGAGCUCCGACGACGAUGAUCUUGAAGGUGGGCCCCAGUCCGGUCGGGCCGGCGUGUUCCGGAUACACACUGCAGUCGCCGGCUUCCGCCGCCUAAUUGUCAACACCAUUGGAACUCCCAACGACAACCUUCAUCUCCGUCAGAGGCUGCAGAGUAGCAGGGUGCAAAUUGGGCAGUUAGUAAAGGAAACUUCAGCCAAGCUCAAGCCUGUUGCUGAUAAGCAUGAGCAGAACCACCCUGUGUUGAAGACAUACUUUCAACUUCAGCCACCCCCUGUGGAGGAAAUCGCCAAUGCUAGGCUUGCAAAAGAUGUUCAAUCAGUUCUUAAAGAGUUCGAAAAGGCCCAUCAUCAUCAUCUACUCACACCAGAGAAAGACACCAUUAUUUUGUCUCCCAGCAAUAAUAAUAAUGUUGGACAAACUUCCAGCUUCAUGGAAUCUAUGAGACAGGAAGUCAUUCUCCAGCUGGAAAAUGAGAUUGAUUUAGAUGAUGAGUCGAUGUCCAUGUUUGAAGAAAGAGAAGAAGGUGGGAUGAAGGAAAUUCAGGAGCAGAUGAAUGAAGUAAAUGAGAUAUUCAGGGAUUUAGCAGACCACCUGCUGGUUCAUGAACAACAAGGAAUUACAAUUGCGUUCAUCUUUCAGAGGGCAUCGUUCCAAAUACUGAGAUCUGCAACACCGCUAUCACAGCACAAGCCACUUCCCAACUACCAAAGCCAUCAAGAAACCACAGCUCUGAAUCAUCUAUGACUUGCCUGUCACUGGUGAUCUUUGGGGUUAUCCUGCUUAUUGUACUCAUACUACUUACAGCAUAAUGAAGCAGGUUUAAAGCACUACAUUCUGAAACUUAACCUGAAGGGGUUAUUCAUCAAAUUGUCUUCACUUCACUUCUUAUGUACAACACCCUGAAUGUAAAGUCAUCAAUACAUGUAUAUAUAUAUAUAUAUAUAUAUGCAGCUAGCUAGCUUGAUCAUUAAGUAUUAGGGACCCUCUGCGGCUCUGCCUCAUAUAGAGCUGAGAUAUAUACAUUACAAGCCAAACUCCUCUAUUCUUCAGGGCAUUGGUUAUGGAGGGACAAACUCAAAUUUGUUUAUCUACUUUAUGUUGAAAGAUAAAGUGAUAAAAAUUCAAACUAUGAUUUACUACCAAACAGAGUGUGUAUAAUAUAUGUUUUAGUUUAAUAAUUAUCUAAACUUAAAGUAAUCAUCUUACUUAUACA
This is a messenger RNA of Ipomoea triloba (trilobed morning glory), 1346 nucleotides long. Its product is annotated as syntaxin-22-like. Gene Ontology annotation, cellular component: SNARE complex; endomembrane system; membrane. The coding region runs from base 131 to 877 and encodes 248 amino acids. Gene Ontology annotation, molecular function: SNARE binding; SNAP receptor activity. Gene Ontology annotation, biological process: intracellular protein transport; vesicle fusion; vesicle-mediated transport. The transcript is spliced from 6 exons. Lineage: Eukaryota; Viridiplantae; Streptophyta; Magnoliopsida; Solanales; Convolvulaceae. The record is from RefSeq and is a predicted model, not a curated record.